AUGUCGGUAAAAAACAAAAUGCACGUGAACCAACUGAAUAAAACACUAUUUAGGGAAAAUUACAAAAUUAAAGGAAACUCGAGAGAAGAUAUUGAAUUGAUGGAAACCAUCGAAAAUUUUAGUGACGACAUAAUGAUGAACAACGACUCGUUUGAGAGCAACACAUGUACUAAGUCUUCUACGAAAAAGGUUAAUGACAAGGGGAAUGAGAAAACUAAAAAUGACACUAAUUUGAAGAAUUUGAAGAAAAAAAAUGGGGCUGCUAACAACAACCACGGUGGGGGAGGCAGUGGUGGCACCGACGGCAGCAGCAACAACAACAACAGCGGUACCACAAAUAAGAACAGCAAUAGUGGCAACAAAAAUGAACAAAAGUUUUUUGCAAAUAUUCCACAGAUAUACGAAACGCAUGACUCGAGUGCCAAGGAGGAACUGCACUCAGAUCCCAACAAUGAGGAAGACGGCGUGAUGUACAUCCUUUCCAAUGUCAUGGCUGUGUUAUACAUAAUCGUGGCGAUAGUGACCAUCCUGCAUCUGCACCUGGACGAGGACCACGCAAUUAUCAAAGCCAUCAGCUCGCUGAAGCUCCGAUUUGUCGCCCUGAUAAAAGACGUGCCGGCUUUCAAAAACUUAAUGAUAACCGUGGCGCUAAUCAAUGUGAAAAUCAACACCCUCCUGGAGGAGGGGAUGGCCAAAUGGAACAUCUUCAAGCCGUACAUAGAAGCACUGAAACCGCUGAACACCGAAUUCACAGUUUUGUUCACCAUUUUAAUCCUCAUGUUUUUUACGGCCAUCUCCAUUUUGAGCAUAAUACAUGGAAUUAUAAACAUGAAAAAUGACAAAAUUCUGAUGGAAAAAGAAAGUAGUGUUUUUGUGACGAACAAAAUGACAAUAGAAGAAUACGAAGAUAAGUCGUUCACUUAUAGCGAGCUAGCCAAACUGCAUGGGGACAAGGAUUAUAUUUGUUUAAAAAAUAAAAGAGCAGGUGAAGGUAUUGAGUCAUGGAACUGGCAAGUGAGAAAAAUGAAAAACGAAAAGGAUGACAAGGAUAUAUGCAGUGAUAUCGAACUUUCAGACGGGGGAGAUAACUGA
Plasmodium cynomolgi strain B is the source of this 1092-nucleotide messenger RNA. RefSeq lists its product as hypothetical. The record is from RefSeq and is a predicted model, not a curated record. The transcript has 3 exons. Bases 1 to 1092 code for a protein of 363 amino acids. NCBI's taxonomy places the organism in Eukaryota, Apicomplexa, Aconoidasida, Haemosporida, Plasmodiidae.